Molecule: messenger RNA, 3446 nt
Organism: Spirometra erinaceieuropaei
Lineage: Eukaryota; Metazoa; Platyhelminthes; Cestoda; Diphyllobothriidea; Diphyllobothriidae
Source: the annotation of a GenBank genome assembly
AUGUUACGACAAAUUUACCUAACACUCCUUCUGCACAUUUUCUGUACGUGCACUUCUUCAACCAUACACAAACCUCCUGCCCGUCGCGUGCCCGUAAUCACUGAAGAUCCACGAGACUCCUUCGCCCUCCGGAAAAGGACCCUGUCCCUACACUGUCGCGCAGAGGGUGAACCGCCACCUCUUAUAUUGUGGUAUAGAGACGGCCGACCUGUUGAAUCAUUCCGUGACAAGCCUGGAACUUCGAACAAGGUAAUUAAAGCCGAGGAGCUGAUUUUCCUAUCCUUCGAUGAGGAAGACGAAGGUGUGUACUACUGCAAUGCGUCGAAUUCGGAAGGUUGGUCAAAGUCGAGGGAGGCACGCGUCAGCUUGUCGUUUCUGGAACCCAUCACUUCGGGACCCGAAAGCCAGACUUCCAGCGUCGGCGACACUGUUGUUUUGCGUUGUGAAAUUCCUAAAGGCCUGCCUGAGCCUAUUAUUGAAUGGUAUCAUAACAGACAGCUCGUAAACUACUCUUCGCGCAUAUUUAUAAGCAAUGGCAGUCUCCAUAUCAAGAGCCUACAGAAGACAGAUGCGGGAAACUAUCAAUGCGUCGCCAGAAAUAGGGCAGAACGUCGCGAAAGCCUGACUGCUGUGUUAACCGUUUAUAAAAAGCCAUGGUUUGAAGUAGCGCCCUCGGACCAGCAGGUAAAAGUUGGGGAGGAUGUGGAAUUCCACUGUAUUACCGAUGGUGACCCCAAGCCCUCAAUACUCUGGAGACGCGACGGUGGAUUAUAUAUUCCCGAUGAUCGAGCCAUCCUUAAAGAUGGAAGGAAUCUGCGGAUUCGUCAGGUUCGACGUGAAGACGAAGGGAUAUAUGUAUGCAAGGCGGAGAAUCUAGUUGGAAGCAUUGACGCCUCGGCCAAACUAUCAGUGCUGUCCUCACCCAACUUCACACUCACACCAAAGGAUACAACAGUUUUGGAGGGCGAGAAGGCCGUCUUCCAUUGCCAAGCGACAGGCUUGCCGAUACCCUUCAUACGCUGGCUGCACAAUGGGGAGUAUUUUUUGGUACCAGAUUACACGAGUGCGUCUUUUCCAAAAGUAGGUAGAAUAUAUGUCGCACACAAUGGUAGCUUAGUCAUAUCUGCCGCACGGAAGUCUGACGAGGGCAAAUAUGAAUGUCGGGCUUCGCAGAAAAAUGGGAUGGUGCGUUCCUCAGCCAAUCUUCUUGUAAAUGACUUCAAUUCCCUCCCCAUAGUGUUAAUUGAACUCGGGCCACAAAAUCAAACAUUCUUAUACGGAACGACAGCUACCCUUCAUUGCAAAGCACGGGUUCUCGAGUCUUUAAAUUUGGCAAACUCGAAUAUGGAAAAUUUCCCACGGACCUCUUAUGGAGUAAGCAUCUCUUGGCUGAGGAAUGGCAAAAGCUUGGUUCCCGUGGAUGACCCCCGAGUUGUUAUGAUUUCUCAAGAUACUCUUCAGAUAAACGAAGUGAAUUUCUUCGAUGAGGGUAACUAUACUUGUCGUGCUGAAGCAUCUCCUACUUCUCACUCACAAAGCCCCCUCAAAUUUGCUGAAUGGACUGCAUAUUUGAAAGUUUCACGCCCUCCACCGCAGCCUUUGCAGCGCUCGUUUAUUCCUGAAAACCUACCUCACCCGCCCGAAACAUUUGAUGUCAUUGACGUUGGAGAUACUUGGAUAUCAGUUCGAUGUGAAGUAUCUAUGGACACGGCUAACGGCGAUAUUGACAUGUUUGGGAGUAAAGCCUCGUCUUUGGCUCCUAGAACGCCUCCAAACGCCAAAUCAAGUGUUAGCGUUCGCAUUGAAUAUCUGGCUCUUGAUGGAUCUCAUGGCUGGCUGAUUGCAGCGGUGGGCGAACCAAAUGAGCUUAUAGAAAUAACAGGUCUCCAACCAGAACACGGGUACAGAAUACUAGCUAGGGUUGUCAACUCUCAUGGCGUUAGCAAGCCCCUCAUUUUGCCGCAUACCAUCUAUACGCGAAGGCGCGUGCGAUACGUUGAUUUGGAUUACCAGGUUCUUCAAGACAAUUUGCAGUCAGUCCGCUUCAGCAGGCUAAGAUUGACUAGUUUGUCUACUUCGGAAGUUGAAGUUUCCGGCAUGGUUUGCAGCCUUUCCACUUCCUUUCAACGCCUAACCGGAAUAAGGUUUAGAUACAAACCUGUCCACCUAUCUCGGUGUUUCUCUAAAGGAUUCAACACUCUUCACAAUCAGCCACCGGUAUCCGUCGGGGGUUCGACUUCCCCGGAUAAUGACUGCAUCGACUCUGACGAACGAACCUUUCUGCCGGAAAUGAAGACUUUUGGUCCGCCUGAGUACAUGGAAUCAGUUGUGGAUAAUUAUUGCAGCCUCCACGUUCCUCCUGAUCAAGAUGCUUUUUGGGAGCUUUCCGAUCAUCUCAACCAGGAGAACCCAGUCCCCGCAGAUAAGUCUAAAUUUAUGGAGUGGGACUCGAAUUCGGCUCCUUUAUUCCGCCAAGUGAUCGAUGGUCUCAGUCCCUUUCUUUGCUAUGAAAUCGUUGCCGAGGCUUACUCUGAUCACCAACAGCUCGGCAGAGUUUACGGCUCAAGUAGUCGCAGUUCAACCAUUCUUACCUUCGACAGCAAACCAAGCGAAGCUCCCCAAAAUGUCCGUGCUCGGUGGACCGGCGGAAAUGCAACAGUUCUGGAAGUAAUGUGGAGGCCGCCUCCAGCCUCUUCGGCUAACGGCCUUAUUACUGGGUACCUUCUGCGUAUACUUGGGGGUGCUACCAACUUUAGCAAAACAUUCAAAGUAAGUCAGCGUUUGUUUGUUGAUCAAAAUAUGUCUAGCUUACAAUGGGCAUUUUCUAAUUGAUAUUGGAAGCAUAUGUACAGUCUUAACCUUCGGCUGUUUUAAUGUCGGAAAGAGCUUAAAUUAAAAUGAAGUCAGAUGUGACUUUGUCCGGAAUUGUAAUAAGAUUGCAAAUAGGCUUUAUGUUGCAAAUUGUCCUAAUUUUGAUUUAGUGUUAAUUUAUGUCUUUUGAAUAACCUUUUUUAUGCUGAAACAAUGUGCCUAAUUCAGUAUCGUUUACCAUAGGCUCACUAAGGGUUGUUCUUUUUUAAAAAAAUGUUUAAAAAUAUUUUCUUUGGAAAACCGAUGGCACCACCUCGUUUGACAAACAUUUUCUUCCAAAAAAAUUUUGUAUCGUCCACCACGUGAACCGAUUUAGCUUAGCUCGACGUCUACACUGCUGACUCUCCUCGAUCAAAGGUUGUCUCCUUAACGGUCGUCGACCAGUUUCCAGUAUAUUCUCCGGUAAAUAAAAUUUACAGGCUAUUUAUUCUCUACAGGUUGUAAAGCAACUCAUUGGACAACUUUCCCACUUUGCUACCACAGCAGUGUCCCUUUUGGAAGAAGUUCCGCGACCUAUUUACGGCUUUCAGCAGUUCGUUUGCAUGCACAUGAAGUCCAGAGUCAAGCCUGUUUGA